AUGUCGAAGAGCAGAUCUGAUGUGGAGACUGAUCUGUCCAAGGUCAAUAUGGAUCGUAAGGGCAAAUCAAAGAGGGAACGAUCUAGAGAUGUUAUAGCCAUGAUGGAGAAGCGGCUUUCUAAGAUGGAGAUUGCCGUGGUCGAGUUUGAUCAGCGACUCGAUGAGGACGUCCUUACGAAGAGUGGUUUUGAAGCUGUGGUGGAUGAGCUUCAAGGCCAAUUCCAAGGAGCCCUCAACUCUGCGCUAGUCAACAUGCGGCUAGAUGUCCAAACCAAGCUGGAUCACUUCUUAGCGGAGCUUACUUCACUUCGUGAGGAGGUGAAGGAUGUGAAGGGAGAUUGGGCUUUGUGCAAGGAAGCUAUCUUGAACAAGACCCGAACUCCGGAGGAACCCAAGGUGUUAGAUUCUUUCAAGUCCAAAUCCUAUAAUGGGAAGAGGGAGGCAAAUGAGCUAGACACAUUUUUGUGGAAUAUCGAAAAGUAUUUCAAGUAUCUGAAGCUCGAGGAUGAUGAGCCCAAGAUCAACACGGCAACGUUGUUUCUCACCGACAAUGCUCUCAUGUGGUGGCGUCGUCGAUCCAUGGGGAUCGAACAAGGUACGUUUACACUUGAGACUUGGGAUGAAUUUAAGAAUGAUAUUAUGUUGCAUUUAUAUCCAGAGAAUGCCAAGUAUGAGGCAAAGGAGAAGCUGAGAUGGCUGAAGCAAACUGGGAACGUGAAGGACUAUGUCGCCAUGUUCACCAACCUAUUGUUCGAGGUGCCUAGCAUGACGGAUGAAGACAAGCUCAUGUACUUCAUGAGUGGCCUACAGAAUUGGGCCAAGCUGGAGUUACAAAGGAGACAUAUCCAAACCUUGUCAGAGGCAAUUGCUGCAGCUGAGUCUCUUGUUGAGUUCAAGAAGAAGGAUCAAGGCGACUCCAAGUUCAAAGGAAAGAAAGAUAGCAGUGGAUCCGGUAGGGGAGACAGCAAGCCAAAAGAGGGUAGCAAGUCAGGAGACAAGUCUGACGGUCACAAGUCAUCCGGGAGGAAGAAUGACAAAGGUGACAAGGGGAAAGACAAGUCAAAGCUAGCUUGCUACUUGUGCAAUGGAGCGCACAUGAAGCGGGACUGUCCGCAGAAGAAAGCCUUGAAUGCUAUGAACCAAGAGAAGGAAGAAGAGGCCGACAUGGAAGCAAGAAUGGGGGACAUUCACCGCUUCAAUGCCGUACAGGCCAAAGUAGCUCAACCACAAGUUCAAGCUAAAAGAGUGAUGUUCGUCGACGCUAUGGUGAAUGGCAAGAUAACUCGUUGCCUGGUGGAUACAGCAAAGAGACUUGGAUGUCGAGUCUCGAAGGAAACAGGCAAUAUGAAAACGGUGAAUUCAACUGCCAAACCAAUUGAUGGGGUAGCUCGUGGUGUGGAGCUACACAUUGCUGCUUGGAAGGGAGUAGCUAACUUCUUCGUGAUCCUAAUGGAUGACUACGAUGUCGUGCUAGGAAUGGAGUUCAUGGACGAGGAUGGAGCAAUGUCAUGCAUGGUGCCAGUGGUGAGGCAACAAGGCGAGUCGAAGCUCUUGUCAUCCAUGCAACUUUUCAAGUCUCGGAAAAAGGGCAAACCAACGUUCCUUGCGACUAUGAAGAUGGACACAGUUGAGAAGGAAGUCAAACCAGUCCCGAAAGCAGGGGAGGCAAUCCUUAAGGCGUUUGCAGAGGUCAUGCCCAAGGAGUGGCCCAAUACCUUACCCCUAGGAGGAAGGUGGAUCAUGCCUUCGAUGAGUUGA
Prunus armeniaca (apricot) is the source of this 1758-nucleotide messenger RNA. The record is from the annotation of a GenBank genome assembly. Lineage: Eukaryota; Viridiplantae; Streptophyta; Magnoliopsida; Rosales; Rosaceae.